Molecule: messenger RNA, 3488 nt
Organism: Hypanus sabinus (Atlantic stingray)
Lineage: Eukaryota; Metazoa; Chordata; Chondrichthyes; Myliobatiformes; Dasyatidae
Product: Krueppel-like factor 1
Exons: 4
Coding region: 344-1543 (399 amino acids)
Biological process (GO): regulation of transcription by RNA polymerase II
Molecular function (GO): DNA-binding transcription factor activity, RNA polymerase II-specific; RNA polymerase II cis-regulatory region sequence-specific DNA binding
Source: RefSeq, a predicted model, not a curated record
GCUCACCAUCUGGCAGAGGAGAGGCAACCUGUUACCAAGAAACUUCAGAACCGGGAGGGAGUUGAAUGAGUGAGUGAGUAAGUGAGGAAGGGAGGGAGAGUCUAACCGCUAGGGCUACCGGGACAGUCCCAGGUUGUAACAGCCCAUCCCGGAAUUACCAUGGCUCUAACAGAAGCAGUUCUACCUUCCAUCAGCUCGUUUGCCAGUCCCAUAAACUUUCAAGAGAAGCAAGACGAGAUUAUCAAGAUUUAAGCAGGUGUGUCCUGACUUCUCAUGAGUUUCGAGGAAUAAGAGGAGAUAUAUUUGGAAAUUUACAAGACUGUGUGGGGGCUUGAUCAGGUGGAUGCAGGACAGUGGAGUGUCCAUGUGGUGGGAGGUCGAGGACAAUUCCGCGAAGCAGAACUCCAGCGGUGGCAAGAACCCUGUCGGAGAUGGACCCCGGCCGGUCCUGGCCCCCGAGCAGAUCAAGCGUGAGGACGAAGACUUCGGCUCGCUCUUGGACCUGGAUCUCCUCUUGUCAGACCUUUCUGGUGCAGAAACUGGUGCCAGCACACCUGUGGCCCCUGGUUACCCACUGGCACACGUGCCAGAGGGCAGUGGUGGCAAAUUCAAGAGGGUGGUCCCCCAGCCCACGGACUGGAACAGCUCGGACACACCAGCCACUAGCCUCGUGGCUGAACUCUUGUCCACCGAUGUCCAAACUGGCCAGCUGAGACCCGACAGUCAGGCGGGAUGCGCGGACCCCCGCAAUAAGACCUACACCAACCUGGGAGGCAUGGAGCAGGGAGCGUCUGUGCCACAGAGGGAGAGACUGAUGACCUGCCCCCCCAUGGCAAUGGGAAGUGGCGGUCCCGGUGCUCAGAAACAGGACCACAUGGUGCCCGUCAGCUCUGGUGCCAGGCCCCUGGUGGAUUACAAACCAGGCCUGAUGCUGAGAUGCCAUCCUGUCCGCCACUUCUAUCCUCAGGUAGGAGAUGUAAGAACGCAGCCCAGGGACCAGCGGGUCUCGCAGUACCAGCUUGCUGAGCACUAUCAGCACCAGCAACAUCUUCAGCAGCAGGGCGCCCACAACUACCACCUGCUCUCCCGGAGCCCCUCCUACUACACCCAGCAGCCCCCACAUCUGUACCAGGGUCACAUCCACUUCUACACGUCCAACCUCAAGGGGGCCCUACCCGGGCAGGCCGCCACCCUCUCACCGGCCUCCCCCCUCCUUCCAGCCAGCGUCGCCGAGGAGCCCAAGCACAAGCGUACUCGGAAGACCUGGGCAAGGAAAAGAGUGGCCAGCCACAACUGCGAUUAUCCUGGAUGCGGAAAAGUCUACACCAAGAGCUCCCACCUAAAGGCCCACCUUCGCACCCAUACAGGAGAGAAGCCUUACCACUGUACCUGGGAAGGCUGCGGCUGGAAGUUUGCCCGCUCUGAUGAGUUGACCCGCCAUUUCCGGAAACACACAGGCCACCGCCCCUUCCAGUGCCAUCUUUGCGAGCGGGCUUUCUCCCGGUCGGACCACUUGGCUCUCCACAUGAAGAGGCACAUGUGAACUAACCCGUUCCCCCACAACUGGCCCUGCUGCACGCGGACAACCUUCCUACAGGCGACCACUUGAGGAGACGGGGCCGUGGACGGACCUCCGGGGUCAUCAGUCACAAGUGGGGGUGGAGGAGGGGUGGACAUUUUCGGUGGUGCGGAGAACCUCCAUGGUGAGGAGGUUGUGUGGAAAGCUGAUUGAAGGCAAUGCGUUAUUGGGCACCUGUCCUCCAUGGUUGGGAUGAAGACAGAACCUCUCCCUGCUUCAAAGGACAGGAACCCAGUCAUGAGCUGGUGUUGUGAGCUCCUCUGUCCUGACCUGUAGCACCAAUCGUAGGGGGGCACAAACUACAGGCGAAGUGGAGACCUCUGCCGAUGGUCCUGUACAACAAUGGUCACCUACCUGUAAACUCGGCCCCAGCCCUAUGUGCCUGGUGUUGGCCGAGACACAAUUUCCUUGGAGCUGACAUUGUGUGGGAUGGGGUCCUCCAGAGAGUGGGUCUUGCGUCUUUCACGGUAGUCCCUGUGUUGCCUAUGGUUCCUCCAACAUUAUUCACAACACAGCGUUGGAGGAAGCCGGGACCGUGGGUGCCUAUGUCUCUAUGAAGGUGUGUACUCACUGGAGUCCAACACUGAAUGGGCAUUCUGGCAAAGGCAAUGAGAUCCCUUGCAAGCCACCCACAAGCGUCCACAGACACACAGGUGAAGGCACAUUGAGCAAUACCACAUGGAUACCGGCCCUUCAGACCACCAAGUCCAUCCAGCUAGUCCCAAUUUCCUGUGCUUGGCUGAGCCCCACCACCUACCUGUCCAAGUGCUUCUUAAAUGAUACAAUUGUACUUGCCUCAAUCACUUCCUCUGGCACCUCGUUCUAUAUACAAUACUCAUCCCCUCUGGGUGAAAAAUUUGCCUCUAAGGUCCCUUUGAAUCUUUUUCCCUCUCACCCUCAAUUUAAUCCCCCUCAUUCUGGACUUUCUGGACUCUUCUACCCUGGGGAAGAGACGGUUAUUGUCCACCCUGUCUAUGCAUCUUAUAAUUUUAAACACUUCUGUAAGGUCCACCUCAUUCUCCUACAUUCCAAGGAGUGAGCUUGUUAUUGAGUGUUGCCCUCUUCUGGAGCACAUACACUGGGGUCUGGGUAGGUUUCCUGCCUCCACCUCCUCUCUGCUCUGAACCCCAGGCACCGGUAGAGUGAAAUAAUUUUUACCCUGGUUUUUCUCUAAUUCAGCUGCCAAUUACAUUUAAUCAAAAGCCAUUACAUCAUACGCUUCCCUUUCCUUCCUCUUCACCCUCUCUUGGCCUUUCAUGACUUUGCUUGUAUUGACUCCUUGCCUAAGGAGUUACUUCUGGUGGGCAGACCAAUGGCGUUCACUGCAGAGUUCAACCUGCUCCUCCAUACCUGCUUCUAGCAGAAGAGGCUGAGAGACAAAUCAAAUGUCUCCACCGUCAUUUUAAAGAGGCUCUGAUGACAUCUCUAAAAGAACCUGUCCACCUUCUCUCCAUUCUGUCAGUCCUACCUUUCAACCUCCCCAUCUUUACAUCUGACAAUUCCCCCCAUCCAAAUAUCCCCAUAAUUUUCCAAUCCCAUUUCUUCUCAUAUUCCCAAUCCUCAGGAAUAUGUGGAAGAUGGGUUGGGGAGAUGUGGGGAGAAUCUGGAUCAUCAACACAUUCCAUUGACCUGACCUCUGUCAGAAAUGGAUCCCAGCUCCCCUAUUUGUCCCACUUGUUUUUCUAGGAUGAUUUUAAUUAGGCUCAAUUUCCAUUCGGGCUCUUGUCUGUCCUUGGGAUUUCAAUGUUUUAUAUGAAGCAUUUUCUAGGACCCACUGUAAAUAGCAUCGAGUUCAAGGAGCAAACAGUGUAAAUAGAUCACUAUGGAGCAAUGAAUCUUGUCUAAUUAGGGUGGGUGUUUAUUUUGUAUUUCUGCCCUGAUGGUUGAGCUGAAAUAAAGUAUUUGAAUA